GUAUCUGUCUGGAUCGACAUAAUUUCUGAUAUCGGGGACGCCUUUCGUCAUUGUUCUUGUGCUGUGCCUUCCGGUUGCGGGCGAUUUCCCGAAUCCUCGGUUGGGCGCGGUUAACUUCGGGCUUCAGCUCGACCUGUAUACUCCGCCAUCCUGGGUCUUAGUUUCGGCUCGGAGAUCAUUUGUGGGUUAUUUUUAGGGUCGGAGACGGAGUUGAGUUGUAUAGUGCGGGGUUGCAAAAAGAUGUUGGCUCAGAUUGGUUGGGAUGUGGUGUCGGUUGGGUGUAUAGGGUGGGGGGUUGGAGUGUUGGUGUUGGGGUUGUCUCUUGUCUAUGCCGUUUACAACCGCUUCUUCCAUCCUCUUCGUCGGAUUCCAGGGCCGUUCCUCGCGUCGCUUACCCCCUGGGUACAACUCUAUCAUGGCCUCCAAGGAGACCGACACCUGUGGCUUCAUGCUCUUCAUGAACAAUAUGGCUCUCACGUUCGUGUCGCCCCUAAUUUUGUUUCGGUGAACACUGCCGAAGGCCUGCACGACAUCUACGGCCACGGCAAACGGUUCAAGAAAGCCGAUUUCUACAAUGCCUUUCCCGCCAUCAAGGGUGUGUACAACACCCACAACGCCAUCGACAAGGUCAUGCACGGCCGGAAGCGCCGGGUCCUGAGCCAGGCCUUCUCUGACCAUGCCCUCCAGAGCAUGGAGGACGUGAUGCUGCUGCACGUCCGCCAGCUGUGCACCGGCCUCGCUAAUGCCCAAAAGACUGGCCAGGUGCAGGACAUGGGCCGGUGGUUCAGCUACCUCACCUAUGACGUGAUGGGGGAGCUGUGCUUCGGGAAGAGUUUCGACAUGUUGAUUGAGAGUAGUCGUCGGCGACUGAUUGAGCUGGUUGACCGGGCUGCGAACCGGCAUUACGUGUGCGGGCUCUGGAUGCCCCUGGACCGAUGGCACCUGGACCAGAUCUUCAUCCACCGACUCACCAAUGAUCGCUGGAACUUCAUCAUGAACUCGCGCGUCGAGGCGAACAAACGCGCCCAGGAGCGUACACAGGCCGGCCACGACGCCAAAAAGGACUUCUUCUACUACCUGCUGAACGCGCGGGAUCCCGAAACGGGCCAGGGCCUGACGACGCCGGAGCUCUGGGGCGAGGCCAACGUGCUGAUGAUCGCGGGGAGUGAUACGACGUCGACGACGCUGGCCGCGGCGAUCUUCUAUCUGGUGCGGACGCCACACGCGAUGGCGAAGCUGAAGAAGGAGAUCCGGGAGAAUUUCGCGUCAGUAGAGGACAUCGUGACGGGCAGUAAGCUGAACGAGAUGGUGUAUCUGAAGGCGUGUCUGGAUGAGGCGCUCCGCCUGGCGCCGGCAGUGCCCGGGGCGCCUCCGCGCGAGGUGAUGACGGGCGGAGCGAUGGUGGACGGGGUGUUCCUGCCCGCGGGGACGGAUUGUGGGACGCCGACGUACUCGAUCCACCGGCAGGCGAAGUACUAUCGGCAGCCCGGGGCGUAUGUGCCGGAACGGUGGAUCGAGGGGGCGAUCUGUCAGACGAACCUGGAGACGUGGCAGACCACGCGCGAGGACGUGGAGGUGGCGCGGAGGGCAUUCUGUCCGUUUAGCAUUGGGCCGCGGGGCUGUAUUGGCAAAAGCAUGGCGUUUAUGGAGAUGCGACUGACGCUGGGGCGGGUGCUGUUCCGGUUUGAUCUGGAGUUGGCCGAUCGCCGGGGAGAGGAUGAAGAGGGGCAUUUUGCCCUGGUUGACCAUUUCACCAGUGCAAAGGAGGGGCCGGAUGUGCUGGUGCGGGCUUGAUUACUAUCACUAUUACAAUGCAGUGUCGACUC
Molecule: messenger RNA, 1826 nt
Organism: Aspergillus ibericus CBS 121593
Lineage: Eukaryota; Fungi; Ascomycota; Eurotiomycetes; Eurotiales; Aspergillaceae
Product: cytochrome P450
Exons: 3
Coding region: 241-1794 (517 amino acids)
Molecular function (GO): heme binding; iron ion binding; oxidoreductase activity, acting on paired donors, with incorporation or reduction of molecular oxygen
Source: RefSeq, a predicted model, not a curated record